Rotaria sordida is the source of this 960-nucleotide messenger RNA. The record is from the annotation of a GenBank genome assembly. NCBI's taxonomy places the organism in Eukaryota, Metazoa, Rotifera, Eurotatoria, Philodinida, Philodinidae.
AUGUGGUCAAUAAUCUUUGUACUAAUAAGCAGUAUUUCAACUCUUACCCACGCACAAUCCCCUUCGGAUGAUGCACGACAUAAACUUGUAGCACUCAUUGGUAAUGUUCGUCAAGCUGAUGGACGUCGAUAUAGCUCACGUGAUCAUCUUGGAAAUACAAUGGAUUGCGUUAAAAUUAUUAAACGAACUGAUAGUGAAGAAUUUAUUGGUGUCUAUCAUACAUAUAUCAAUGGUGUACCAAGAGUUAAUUUAGCUUUAUCAGAUGAUCUUCUACAUUGGACAUGGCUUCGAGAAUUAGCUUAUUUUGGUUCACAACCAACAAUUGCUGUACCUAGUGAUCAACCUCAAGGUUAUAUUGUUGCAUGGGAACAAGAACCUAAUAAUCAUUUACGAUUUGCUUAUUAUCCAACAUGGUCAGAUUUACAAGCUGGUACUUCACAAAAAACCUAUUCUGUUCCACGCACAUUAUCUCGCUGUGCUGAAGGUACUCCUAAUAUAUAUGGUCAACCAACACUAAAUAAUAUUGACGUUGGGUUUCAUUUUUAUGAUAACUGUAUUGUUGAUCGACAAGCUCGAGCUACUUUGAAAAAUUUUAAUCUAUGGACUCAAUUUCGUAAACAACCUAACUUUGAUAAUGCAUUACUUCAUUAUGGUGUACAAGGCAAUAUUGGUGACCGAGAUGCACUUUCGAAUUUUAAUGAUUUUGCAUUUACUGUGAUCGAAGGACAAUAUAAAUCAAAGGAUUUUGGUACUUGGCGCACAUUUGUAUUCGAUCCACAAACAGGCAAUGCUGAUCAAGUAUCAAUUAUCACAGAUGGUGGAAGCCAAGCAUUUGCUAAUCCAACAAUAACACUCACUACAUGGAAGGGUCAAAAUAUUUUAAUCGUGACUCUUUUCAUACCUAGUGAACAAUCAGCACCCGGUGAAGCAGGUGAACUUAUUUACUAUUAUAAACUAUAG